Molecule: messenger RNA, 7519 nt
Organism: Salvelinus sp. IW2-2015
Lineage: Eukaryota; Metazoa; Chordata; Actinopteri; Salmoniformes; Salmonidae
Source: RefSeq, a predicted model, not a curated record
GCAGCUCAAACACGUGAUGGAGCAGCAGGGUGUAGUGCAGAAACAGCUGGAGCAGAUCCGGAAGCAGCAGAAAGAGCAUGCUGACCUGAUCGAGGAGUAUGGUGUGAAGCAGCAGCAGGGUGGCAGUGUCAUGCCUCCCACUGUGAUGCCAGCAGCAGUGCCAGGGAUGCCACCAAUACAAGGCGGCCCUGCCGGCAUUGUACCAAGUGGGCCUCCAAUGAACCACCCAUCUAUGAACCACAUGGUGCAGCAGGUGCCAAUCCAUYCAGGCCAGCCAAACGCCCCCCCAACACGAAUGCCCAUGCCCAACGCACCAGCAGGCUGGCAUCCUGGAGCUCCCAUGCCCAUGGGCGGACCCAAUAUGCCCCCUCAGGUUCCCAUGGGAAACCCAGCUCAGCAGCCUCAACUGCCCAUGGGCAACCUGCCUCAGCAGCCCCCACAGAUGCCCCAGCAGAUGCCUCCCCAAAUGCCCCAGCAGAUGCCUCCCCAAAUGCCCCAGCAGAUGCCUCCCCAAAUGCCCCAGCAGAUGCCCAUGGAAAACCAGCCUCAGCCUCAACCUAGCGGGGUCAAACCCCCACAGGGCUCUGGUUUGAAGUUUGACGACAACAACCCGUUCAGUGAGGGCUUCCAGGAGAGAGAGCGUCGGGAGAGGCUGAGAGAGCAGCAGGAGAGGCAGAGGGUCCAACUAAUGCAGGAAGUAGAACGUCAGCGCGCCAUAAAACAACGCAUGGAGAUGGAACAGCAAGGCAUGCUGGGGCCUGACGGGGGGAACAUGGUGCCCCUCUCUCAGAUGCCGUUCUUCAAURCUGAGCUGCCACAGGACYUCAUGCAGMAGUUAGGACCGAUGUUCCCCCUGCAGCAGCCCAUGCAGCCAGGGAUGGGCUCUCCUCCCGGGACCUUCAUACAAGGYGGAGACCGGAGGGCCAUAAUGGGUAACGGGAUGAUUCCUCAGGACACGGGACCUGGUUUUGGGCCUGAUAACAUGGUACUACAGGGUAACUUCACCCAGGGUCCACCCAGACCCCGGAGGUUCAGCGGCCCAGGCGUGAUGCCACAGAUGCCCGGAGAAGGCCCUCCAUUUGGGGKCGGCAACUCCACCACGCCCCUGCCUUCCAACUUCCCCGGCUCGGGUCAGUCUCUGAUCCAGCUCUACUCCAACAYCAUCCCGGAUGAGAAUGGCAAGAAGAAAAGAAACAGGAAGAAGAAGAAAGACAAUGACGAUGCAGAUUCUGUGAAAACGCCGUCCACGCCGCGCUCUGACCUGACUGCCCCUCUGACGCCCUGCCGGUCAGACACAUCCUCCACACCCACCAGGAACAACGCUCACCUCUUCGGGGACCAAGACCUUUCCAGGUCCCCCUUACUUGGCUCCUCCACCUCUACCCCCAGCCAUAGCCACUCAGAGCUGGAGAGGCAGCUCUCUGGAGGUCUGGGUGGAGGGCUGGGUGGUGUUGGGCAGCCUGUAGGGAUGGGUAGCCUCCCAUCAGACAUCUCCCUAGCCAGGGCCCAAGCUCUGGAGCAGGAGCGCAUCCUCAGCAACAUCAAGCUGGAGCAGACUGAGAGCACCGAGUGCCAUGGACCCAGAGAUGGCACCUCCUCGCACAUGGGCUCAGGGAUGGGCACGGUGAAGGAGGARGGUGGAGCUGCAGUACAGAGCCCCUCCCACGGCGGGGGAGCAAAAGGGGAAUCUGGGGGUAACAACGAGCUCCUCAAACACCUGUUGAAGAACAGGCAGACGCCUCUUAAUGGACCAGGGCUUCCCCACCAACGGUCAGACAAGAGCCUGAGGUCUGAGGAAGAGGAGGCGGAUGCAGACUGCAAGGCCCUGCUGCUAAGGCAGAGCUCCAUGGACAGCAACGGGGCGUACUCAGACGGACAGCUCUCUGGCCUCCCAGAGUUCCCAGGACCACUGCUCACAGGACAGGAGAAAAGGAAAGGCAGGAACAAGAGGAACCCCAAAGGAGGAGAGAGGCCCGCCUCUCGUUACAAGAAGAGGAAGAAAGAAGGGGAGGAGAAGCAACUGGUGCACUCCAGCACUGAUACACUAAUGACCCAGCUCAAACAGCAGCUGUCCCUCCUGCCCCUCAUGGAGCCCCUGAUAGGGGUGAACUUUUCCCACUUUGCCCCUUACGGCAGCGGCCAGCUGAACGGUGAGAACCUCCUGUCUGGGACAUUUGGCAGCGGCUCUCUGGACGGAGUCUCUGACUACUACUCCCAGCUCACCUACAAGCAGAACAAUCUGAGCAACCCCCCCACCCCGCCGGCUUCACUCCCUCCGACUCCUCCACCUGUAAACCGACAGAAGAUGAUCAACGGCUUUGCCACAACAGAGGAGCUAGCCAGCAAAGCUGCUGCCAUGGGGUCCAAAAAUCUGGUCUCCAAGCCGCUCCACGUCCCAUUCAGGACAGAGGAGAACCUGCUGGCCCGAGCCAUCGCUCAGGGACCUAAAACUGUGGACGUGCCAGCCUCCCUCCCCACGCCCCCUCACAACAACCAGGAGGAACUCAGUAACAGGCUUGGACAGGAGCAUUGUAAGGACCGGGACACACCAGAUAGUUUUGUCCCCUCCUCGUCCCCAGAAAGUGUGGUUGGCAUGGAGAUAAGCCGUUACCCAGACCUGUCAUUGGUGAAGGAGGAGCCCCUUUCCCCCGUCCUUCCCAUGCUCCCCACACCCUGGGGGAAAGGAUCAGAGGUUAGGCUGAAGACUGAGCUCAAGACUGAGCCCUAUGGGAUGUUCUUUGGCUCGCAUUUUGGCCCGCCGUCUAACGACAUUAAACCAGGCCUGGUGUCUGUAGCCAUCACCCUGAGACCAGCGGCUGCUGAGAACAUCACAGGUGUGGUAGCUGCCAUCUCAGAACUGCUGUGUGUGAAGAUCCCCAGCAGCUAUGAGGUGAGCAGCACCCCGGGCCCAGACAGGGGGCCCCUGGCCAUGCUCAGCGGCCUGAGGGUGGGCCCCCAAGGAGGCCUGGUGCACCGGCCGGGGGCCCCCAUGAUGUAUCCGGGCCGUGCUGGUGCUGGGGACAUGGGGGGCCCUCACCCUCACGGAGCCCCAGGCCAGCUCAUCAGGCCUGGGGGAGAAGGACCACAACAGAGGAUGAUGAUGCAACAGCAGCAGGGACAUCCACAGCAGCACAUCCGCUUCCAUCCUGAUGGACCAGGUGAGAGACUGGGCUACAUCCCUGCACCUUAUCGAUCAGAGGUUAGGCUGAAGACUGAGCUCAAGACUGAGCCCUAUGGGAUGUUCUUUGGCUCGCAUUUUGGCCCGCCGUCUAACGACAUUAAACCAGGCCUGGUGUCUGUAGCCAUCACCCUGAGACCAGCGGCUGCUGAGAACAUCACAGGUGUGGUAGCUGCCAUCUCAGAACUGCUGUGUGUGAAGAUCCCCAGCAGCUAUGAGGUGAGCAGCACCCCGGGCCCAGACAGGGGGCCCCUGGCCAUGCUCAGCGGCCUGAGGGUGGGCCCCCAAGGAGGCCUGGUGCACCGGCCGGGGGCCCCCAUGAUGUAUCCGGGCCGUGCUGGUGCUGGGGACAUGGGGGGCCCUCACCCUCACGGAGCCCCAGGCCAGCUCAUCAGGCCUGGGGGAGAAGGACCACAACAGAGGAUGAUGAUGCAACAGCAGCAGGGACAUCCACAGCAGCACAUCCGCUUCCAUCCUGAUGGACCAGGCUGUGUGUGUCUGGCCCACCAGGUCCAGCUGCACUCAGAGGCCCUCAUCAGAAGACCCCCGGCAGCCCAGGCUCCAAGCCCCAGUGGUGCUGCCACUGUAAGGUGGUGGUGCUGGGAAAUGGAGUCCGCAAGUCCAUCAAAGACCUUCCAGUACACAAACAGGAACAAGAAGGAUUGUUGCGUUCCGAGGGGAACUUGGUCUUCUGCAGCCACAGCUGCUUCCUCCUCUACUCUGCUUCCUCCUCGUCCUCCUCUUCCUCGGCAGGCCAGAACCACUACAGACUCCAAGGACACGGUAGCCCUCCUGUCUCCAGACUCGGACCAGAAAGAGAGCCUGUCGAAAACACAACACCAAUACAGCAACAACAUGUCCUCUCUGGAUGUCACUGUCUGGCCCAGUCCAGCUCAAGCAGUCCCCUCCCUCACCUCACCCAUCCCCUUCCCCCCAGCCAGUGACACCCCAAAGACCCCUAAGACAGAGGCCAAGUCAGACACCAUCAAAGUGACGGUGAAGCUGAAGGCGCGGCCCAGGGCUCAACAGGAGGGCUGGCACCAGGGGAAGAGACACAAGGGUCUCCACUGGAGGAAGUGGACAGUGCAGGUGGUGUUGCCCAGAGGAAGCUCCCAGCUCCCUGACGAGGACCAGAUAGACGAGCUGCUGAGGAAGCUGGGAGCGUCUCUCCGCCCCGGGGCCAGUCUCAGGGACCAGCGCCGCUGCUGCUUCUGUCACCAGCUGGGGGACGGGGUCACCGACGGCCCUGCCCGACUCCUCAGCCUGGACCUGGACGUGUGGGUGCCCCUCAACUGUGCCCUGUGGUCCACCGAGGUGUAUGAGACGCAGUCAGGCGCUCUGAUCAAUGUAGUGGCGCUGAGGCGGGGUUCGGCGGUCCGCUGUGCCUUCUGCCAGCAGAUGGGCGCCACCAGCGGCUGCCACCGCCUGCGCUACAACGUCUACCACUUCACCUGCGCUGAGGCACACUGCAUCUUCUUCAAGGACAAGACCAUGCUGUGCCACGCCCACCGACCCAGCAAGCACGAGCUGCGCUGCUUCGCUGUGUUCCGCCGCGUCUACAUCCAGAGGGACGAGGURAGGCAGAUGGCCAGCGCCGUACAGCAGCCCGAGCUGGGCUACACCUUCAGAGUGGGCAGCCUGGUGCUCUAUGCCGUGGGUCAGAUCAACCCGUCCCAGAUGGCCGCCUUCCACUCGGCCACAGCCAUCUUCCCCGUGGGCUACGAGGCCUGCCGCAUCUACUGGAGCAUGCGCCAUGGCAACCGUCGCUGCCGCUACCUGUGCUCCGUAGAGGAGAGGGAAGAGCAGCCGGAGUUCAGCAUCCGYGUCAUCGAGCAGGGAUACAAGGACCUGGUCCUUACUGACUCCACCCCCAAAGGAGUGUGGGAUAAGGUCCUSGGUCCGGUGGCUGACAGGAGAACUGAAAUAGGAACUUUGAAACUCUUCCCUGUCUAUCUGAAAGGAGAGGACCUGUUUGGGCUCACCGUCUCUGCAGUUACCAAGAUCACUGAAUCGCUCCCAGGGAUAGAGGCCUGUGACAGGUAUACCUUCCGUUACGGCCGUAACCCUCUGAUGGAGCUGCCCCUGAUCUUUAACCCCUCCGGCAGUGCCCGGGCCAUGCCCAAAACCAGCUCCCCAUCCACCGCCGUUGUCAUUAGGCCCCAGCCGGUAUCCAGCACCACCAAUACCUCCUCCAGGUGUCAGAACACAGCCCAGGGGGAGGGUGGUGUACCCCAUACCAAGCCACCCAUGGUGCACCACAGGUCGUCGCAGUACCGCUGGAUGAAAAGUGAGUGGAGGGCCAACGUCUACCUCGCUGCCUCCAAGAUCCAGGGCCUGGGUCUAUAUGCAUCCCGGGACAUAGAGAAACACACCAUGGUGAUCGAGUACAACGGAACUGUCCUCCGCAACGAGGUGGCCAUCAGGAAGCAAAGGACUUACAAGUCUCAGAAUCGUGGUGUGUUCAUGUUCCGCAUCGACAGUGAACAUGUCGUUGAUUCCAGUCAGACAGGGGGUCUAGCAAGGUACAUCAACCACUCUUGUACCCCAAACUGUGUCGCUGAGGUGGUAACCUUCGAAAGAGGUUAUAAAAUCAUCAUCACCUCCAACCGCAGAAUCGAGAAAGGAGAGGAGCUUUGUUUCGACUACCAGUAUGACUGUGUGGACGGCCAACACAAGAUCGCCUGUCACUGUGGAACAGCAGACUGCAGGAAAUGGAUCAACUGAGAAAAAAAUUAAAUGACAACAACAAACACAAAUGCAUUCCUUGCCAUAUUAUGCAGAUGCCCUGAUCUCUGUGUAGAAAGAGUGAGGUGCUUCAGACUUUGUUAGAACGAGCAGAAGGCCUGAGUAAACCMUAAGAGUGACGUGUGAAUGGAUUCCCAUGUUUGGAAGCAUAGACUGAAGAUGGACAGAAGGAAAGGGUGUGGAAAGAGGAGAGCAGGAAGAAACAACAGCAGAUAGACAUGUGAUUCGUGCCAUAUUACGCGAGAGGAUGGGUUUUGAUGGAAGGACUCUGUCAAUGAGUGCAGCAUCUGUGUAUUAUUGAGAUGAUAUACAGUAGGGCACAGAUGAGAAUCCACCAGCGAAUGAGGAGAGCGCACUGUGCAGGGCGUGGACCCUAUUGGUUGUUAAGGGCAGGCCCUUUUGUUAAAAACUUUAAAUGUAAAACCAUUUGACUAAAUGUAGACAUCACUGAAUGGGGAAUGUACAGCAAUGACUACCGCGAAGGGAAUAUUAACUUGCACUAAAAAAAAAAAGACACGUACACACAAACUUUAAGAUACUUGAUUCCAUGAGUCAGUUUUAUCAUAGGUUUCUGUCAUGUGAUUUGAGUGAAAUUCGAGAGGACGUUUUGUAUUUAUUAUUGAAUGAAUGAAUUUUUUUCUCAAAAUGAUGAGACAGUAAAAAGAAGGUUAAACUGAUAUUGUUUUCUGAAGAUUGAAGAAAUUCUGUUACUUGUGUACAAAUGUAUAUAAAGAARAAUAUAGGAAUAACUGACCAAAUACUACCUUAACCUUCUUGAUGUUUGGGUGUUUUUUAAUUAUUAUUUUAUUUUUUGUCAUUGCAGUUUAUUUAAGAAGGCUGUCAUAAUAUCAGUUUCAGAGUAUAUAUUAUGAUUAUUCUGUACAGAAUUUGUAAAAUAACCACAAUAAUUCACAAAGUAUUUUUGUUGUAUUAAAAGUAUGGUAUUGUAGCUUAGUGUUUUUGUGAUUUACACGUACUUUGACCACUCAAAAAGAAAUAUUUUUGGUGACAGUGUGGAAAUUAGUUAUUGGUUAAAGAAUAAAAAAUGGUAAAGACAUCAUUCUGACAUCUUUACUGUUAAUCAGGUUUGAUUUUAUAGAGCUGUGAAAAAGGUUUUAAACCACCCAAACACAAUUUUAACUUCUUUUUAACCCAAAUAUGUGUAGGAAUAUAACCUUGUUUUUUCUGUUKGUUUUUUUACAUAGAAAUUGUGUACAGACGUCGUAUGACAUUGCUUACUGCUUCAGGCGUUUGAAAUUAAAGUGUACUGAAAAAAUAAAAUAAUGUUUGUUGCAGAGGAAAAGGUCUGGACAUUUGGUGGUGCUACAUUUUGAAAAGAGAUGACAUUCUACUUAAUCAGAAAUGUAUGUGAUAUUGACACAUCACAAGUCACAUACAGUAGUUAGAAGAUGUUUUGCGAGCACAAUUUCAACUCGACUGUAAAAUAUUGGAGACAGUCUUAGAACUUGUAAUGUAUAUGGCAUGUAUUUUUUUAACUUUCUGAAGACUCAAUUGUAUAUAUUUUCUCAAUGAAUGGUUGUAACAAAAUUGUUUCUUGGAUAUUUUUCUUCUCUUGUAUAAAAUGACAUCAUCCUA